This is a messenger RNA of Nicotiana tabacum (common tobacco), 531 nucleotides long. Lineage: Eukaryota; Viridiplantae; Streptophyta; Magnoliopsida; Solanales; Solanaceae. The record is from RefSeq and is a predicted model, not a curated record.
UAUGUUAUGUUAAACAGCAACGUAACUCCAAUUUCUUCUUCAUUAUUCCCAUUAGAAUAUUGGGUUUUGCCUGCAUUUCCACAAAUAUGCAGGUCAGAAUUUGUAGAAAGUUACGCAAAUAUUUACCACAGAGCACCUGGGGUUAUUAUUCCAGGGACCUUACGUCAAGUGGGAAGUUGGGUCCUAAAAACUGCGGGGAACACUUGGAACAGGCCAAAAAUAGUUUUCCAGUAUGUAAAUGUGGAUUUGAUAUGUUGGACGCUGGUUUUUUCAAUGACUGUAAGAAGCUUGAAAUUCAAAAGGGUGCACAAAAUUUUAACAUUCCUAUAAUCGGAAGCAAUAGGAAGUUAGUCGCUACUGAAAAUGGAGGUCUACAUAACCCUUCUCCUUUGGUUUUCAAUUCUGUAUGGAAUGCGAAAGAAGUAAAGCAAGGAACAGGCAAGUUCAAUUACCCUGUAUACUCUGGUAUUCAAAGGCCAAAAAAUGAUGAGGAUAUUGCUUUUAUGAGUAUUCUUGAACUUGGGCAACUUC